This is a messenger RNA of Acanthopagrus latus (yellowfin seabream), 3044 nucleotides long. RefSeq names its product phosphatidylcholine:ceramide cholinephosphotransferase 2-like. Bases 1 to 1146 code for a protein of 381 amino acids. Gene Ontology annotation, biological process: sphingomyelin biosynthetic process; ceramide biosynthetic process. The transcript has 6 exons. Gene Ontology annotation, molecular function: ceramide cholinephosphotransferase activity; sphingomyelin synthase activity. Gene Ontology annotation, cellular component: Golgi membrane; endoplasmic reticulum membrane. Lineage: Eukaryota; Metazoa; Chordata; Actinopteri; Spariformes; Sparidae. The record is from RefSeq and is a predicted model, not a curated record.
AUGGCGGCGUCAGAUCUGAUCCAGGACACCGAUGAUGUGUGCCCUCACGUGGAAGCUAACGUCACCACGAUGACUCCCCCGUCACCUUCUCGCCCUCCAAGGGUCGCCAACGGUAAACCCCCCCAGCUCACCUCCACGCCGUCGCCCCCCAUGGAUGCACACGAUGGCAGAACAGGCAGUAAACUGAGCAGCCUGCUGAAACAGAACCAGCUGAUCCAGACUCUGAGCAGCGGGCUCAGGAAACACUGCGAGUAUGUCAAGAUCCCCAUGCCGCAGGAACGGGCCAACCGUCUCCCCAAGGAGUGGUGGAAGACCGCCGUGGCCUUCCUCUACGCCACAUUCAACCUCGUCUUCACCACCGUCGUCAUCACCAUCGUCCACGAGAGAGUUCCAGACAAGUCUGUGAGCCCGCCGCUGCCCGACAAGUUCUUCGACUACGUGGACCGAGUGCCUUGGGCCUUCACCGUCACUGAGGUCAACGGGCUGAUCCUGUGUGGACUCUGGCUCGUCCAGUGGCUCCUCCUCAAACACAAAGCUAUUAUUGGUCGUCGCUGUUUCUUCCUGAUUGGGACACUCUACAUGUAUCGCAGCGUCACCAUGUACAUCACCACACUGCCUGUGCCUGGAAAACACAUGGUGUGCGCCCCAAAGCUCUACAAUGACUCCACGGGGAAGAUAUGGAGGAUUUUGCGGCUGAUCUCAGGAGGAGGUUUGUCUCUGACCGGCACUCACCUGAUGUGUGGCGACUUCCUGUACAGUGGACACACCGUCAUGCUGACGCUGUCGUACCUCUUCAUCAAAGAGUACUCUCCUCGCUGGAUGUGGUGGUAUCACUGGUCCUGCUGGCUGCUCAGCGCCUCAGGAGUCCUCUGCAUCCUGAUUGGCCACGAGCACUACAGCAUCGAUGUGGUGAUUGGAUACUUUGCCACCACCAGGAUCUUCUGGUGGUACCACACCAUGGCCAACACACACGCACUGCGUCAAGCUCCCAACAACUACCUGUCAAGGACGUGGUGGAACCCAGUCUUCAAUUUCCUGGAGAAGAACGUUCAAUCGCCGGUUCCUCUUGUGUUCUCGUGGCCGAUCACGCUGCCGUCGUCCUGCAGGCAGCGGUACAGGAUCGUGGAGGGAGGGAGGGACGAGUGAGGACGGGGAAGAAGGAAACAAAACCUUAACACCAGUUUAUUUAGAAGAACCAACAUUUUGAGCCUCCUCCUGCGUACUGAAGGAGAGGUUAUCAUGUUUACGUUUAUGUGGUCGCCUGGUAUUUAUUCAUCAGCAAGUAUAGUUGCCAAAACAGUAAUAAUGCGUCUUCCUUCUGAAUCUGAUGCAACAAGUUUUCUGUGAUGAGAAGCUCGACUUCCAUCAGACGUUUUGACUUGACUCAGAUUGAGACACUGAUGUUUGUUGAAAAAAUUAUGUUCUAAUAUUUGAGGUUUAAAUUGAAUCAAGUUUCUGAUGACUAAAUGUUCCUAAAAGUCCAGAUUCUGGUCUUUGUAAACUAUGAACAGUUUGGGUUCUGUCGCCUGCUCCGGACUCUGAGACGGAAGGUUUUAUAGUCUCCAGCUAACUGGAUGAAACUGCUGUUCCUCCUUCAAUGCAGCCAGUUAUCAGCGACACUUGUCACUAAAAGCUAGCUAACAAUCGUGAUGUGCGUGAAAUCAAGCAGCUGCGUCACCAGUUAUAUUGUUUGCAUGCUUGUCCAUGUGACUGAUGUGGAUCUGGAGUACUGAGAGAAUAGAAUAUCAAUCAAGACGAACAGAAACUGAACUAAACCUGCUGUCGUUACUCAGUUUCUGCAGUGUGAACUGCAGAUUACUGAUGCUGAAAACAACCUGAGCAAAUAUAUAAGUACUACUUUAAACACGAGCAGCCUGACAAGAACGCGAUAGAGAUGAUCUGAAAUCAGCUAAAUUCUGAUUUAAAUCAUGAAAGAAACAAAACUCUGACAUUCAGCCACAGUUUUUGUGACUCUGUGUUAUAAACGUGAUACCAAAGUCCUUCCAGGAGGAGCCACAAAGAUUUAUUUAUACGAUACAAUCAUGAGAGGAACAACAUCUUUUGCCAACAGAAACGUCAUUGUUAAUAUACGAGCUGCCUAACUUCCUGUUUAGCGCCUGGCUAACUUGAAUGGAAUAAGAUAACUUCAUCUUGUAGCUCUGCUAGACUUUCCCAAUGGAUCCGAUUACGAUAGUUAAAGGAUUUACUUCAUGCAGGUUGUUAACAGCGUCUUAUUUCCCAGUGGAAGCUUAUUGGAAAAGUCUUUUUGGGCCAGUUCUGCCUUCCUUGGGGGGCUUGGUGCUAACAACAGUCGAGUCUUCAUCCGUAUGAGAGCGGUUGCUCGUGGAACUGAAUUGGUUUCAAUUAGCCACAUGCUAGCUAAUGAUAAACAGGCGUUUUUGAUCUGUGUGCUACCUGUCAAAACAGACCAAAUCACACUGUUUACAUGUGGCGAUCUUUAAUUCUGAGUGUUUGGUUUGUAAGCUAGCCAGCUACUAGCUAAUGAGUGGUGUCACUAUCUGUGUCUGCCCUAAAAAAAACAACAAGCUGUAUCAGUUGACCUCUAGUCUGGAUCUCUUGCUAGUCUGGAUCUCUUGCUAGUCUGGAUCUCUUGCUAGUCUGGAUCUCUUGCUAGUCUGGAUCUCUCGCCACGUGGCAGCAGAUCCAGACGAGGUGUUGACCAAUGUGUCUUUUUCAGGGCAGCUAGCUACGUGACGUAACAUUCCAGGUGCUAACUUCAUUUGUCAUCAGUGUGACAGUUGACGGGUGUAUUUAAUGAGUAUUGUUGUUUCUGUAUUUGAUUGUUUAAGUUAUAUUUUCAAGUCAGAUUGUGUAAAGUAUUGAGACACUGAGCUCACAGGUUUGUUUUUCUGUUGUCUUCUUAAUGUAUGUCGUUCUUUACCAUGAUGUAAAAUCAAUGAGUGAACCCAUCAGAUAAUCAUUGUUCCACAAAGCUCCAGUUACUUGUAUUAAUAUGUUACUGUAUGUGGUUAAACAGAUUACAUGUUUGCUUUGAUAAUAAAAGCUUUAUUUUUCAGUCUAGA